Messenger RNA from Onychomys torridus (southern grasshopper mouse), 252 nucleotides. RefSeq names its product beta-defensin 19-like. Gene Ontology annotation, biological process: defense response to Gram-negative bacterium; defense response to Gram-positive bacterium; antifungal innate immune response. The transcript is spliced from 2 exons. Lineage: Eukaryota; Metazoa; Chordata; Mammalia; Rodentia; Cricetidae. Gene Ontology annotation, molecular function: lipopolysaccharide binding. Bases 1 to 252 code for a protein of 83 amino acids. The record is from RefSeq and is a predicted model, not a curated record.
AUGAAGCUGUUUCUCCUGCUUCUCGCCAUGUCUGUGGCGACGGAACUGGUGAUGUCAGGCAAAAAUCCUGUCCUUCAAUGCAUGGGUAACAGAGGUUUCUGUAGGUCUUCCUGCAAAAAGGAUGAGCAGCCCUACUUCUACUGCAGAACUUAUCAGACGUGCUGCCUCCAGCCCUACGUGAGGAUCAGCCUUACCAGUGACGAUGACAACACCGCCUGGUCUCAUGAGAAACAAUGGCCCAAAAUACCGUGA